Messenger RNA from Camellia sinensis, 1506 nucleotides. Its product is annotated as protein SULFUR DEFICIENCY-INDUCED 1. The record is from RefSeq and is a predicted model, not a curated record. NCBI's taxonomy places the organism in Eukaryota, Viridiplantae, Streptophyta, Magnoliopsida, Ericales, Theaceae. Gene Ontology annotation, molecular function: protein binding.
AGAUAUAGGGGACCAUCCAAGACCAACGAACCUGGAUGCUUUCCAGGCCACCUUCAUUCCCAUCCCAUUCCAUCCAAUCCAGAUUUUACUUUCAACAUUCUUCUUCUUCUUCUUCAGUUUUCUCUUCUCUUCUCUUCUCUUCUCUCAGUCAGUCCUCCUCCUGUUCUAUGAAACAAACACAAAUACUCAUUCCAAUUUAGACACAGAAAAUAGAGGUGUUUGGAGAGAGAGAAAGAGAGAGGAAAAAAAAAAAAAAAAAGAAGAGAGAAAAUGGAUGGGGAGAGUUUGAAGAAAAAGGGAGAAAACAAACAAGAGGCUUAUCACAUCAUUCACAAGCUUCCUCCUGGUGACACCCCAUACGUUCGUGCCAAACAUUUCCAGUUAGUUGAGAAGGAUCCAGAAGCUGCCAUAGUUUUGUUUUGGAAGGCUAUAAAUACUGGAGAUAGGGUAGACAGUGCCCUUAAAGACAUGGCAGUCGUCAUGAAACAACAAGACAGGGCAGAAGAAGCAAUCGAAGCUAUCAAGUCCUUUAGGGACCGCUGCUCCAAGCAAGCACAGGAAUCACUAGACAAUGUCCUUCUUGACUUAUACAAGAAAUGUGGGAAAUUAGAAGAGCAAAUUGAAUUGUUGAAGCAAAAGCUUCGGAUGAUUUACCAAGGAGAAGCAUUCAAUGGAAAGCCCACAAAGACAGCUCGUUCCCACGGAAGGAAGUUUCAAGUCACCAUCCAGCAAGAAACGUCUAGAAUACUGGGCAAUUUAGGUUGGGCCUACAUGCAACAAACAAACUAUGCAGCCGCUGAGGUUGUGUAUCGCAAAGCUCAACAAAUCGAUCCCGAUGCCAACAAAGCCUGCAACUUGUGUAUGUGCCUCAUUAAACAAUCACAAUUUACUGAGGCACAGUCUGUUCUUGAAGACAUAUUGCAAGGUAAGCUUUCAGGAUCGGAUGACUCAAAAUCAAGAAACCGUGCUGAGGAAUUGAUGAAGGAACUAGAACCGUUGCAAUCUGCAGUGUCGUCUUCCACUCCUGCAGGGCUGAGCUUGGAAGAUGCUUUUGUCGAGGGACUUGAUCAAUUGAUGAACCAAUGGACCACCCCAUUUCGAUCAAGAAGACUUCCUAUUUUUGAAGAAAUCUCCCCAUACAGAGAUCAAUUGGCUUGUUGAUCUCUUUUACUCUCAUCUUCCUUCAUUUCCCACUUUUUGAGGUUGUGUUUGAAGUUAAAUGUGCUUGCAUGUUUUGUAUAAAAGUGAGCAUGAUAGAAAUUGAGAAAACAAUACAAAUCUAGAAAAUUUUCAGAGAAGUGUUAAUUCACUUGUCGUGCUGAAGAAUCCUAUGAUUCAAAUGCAGACAAGCAAGAGGAAAAGAACAGAAAGGAAAACGGAAUCUUUUCAGACAGGAUGUAUAAGACAGUAAGCAUCUUCUUGCUAAAAUUUCACAACAUAUCGGGACAAAGAAUGUUGAUUCAUAAAAGUGUUUGCGACGACAAUAAUGGUAAGACUUAUGGACUA